ACCUCUCCCUUUGGCUUUUCCCCCUCUCUCUCUCUCUACGACGAGAUUCUAUGACGUCGUGGGUUCGAUUCCCCACGAACGCAAAUUAUAAACCCAAAAAACAUAAAAAAUAAAAAAUAAAUCCCUCUCUCUUCUUUCUUUGUUCGUCUAGAUUAAUUAAUUAGCAGUUUGUUCGUCUUCCAUUUCACGCUUCUUCUUCUUCUUCUCUCUCUCUUGCUUCUGUAGCUCGUCACUACCUCCCAUGGCGUCCGAGAAUCAUUUUUCCGCGAUAAAGGGCGCGAAAGUGCUUAUGGUUGGCGCCGGUGGUAUUGGUUGCGAGCUCCUCAAGACUCUCGCGCUCUCCGGCUUCCAGGACAUUCAUAUUAUUGACAUGGAUACUAUAGAAGUCAGUAACCUCAACAGGCAAUUUUUGUUCCGACAAUCACAUGUUGGACAAUCAAAGGCCAAAGUUGCACGGGAUGCUGUCUUAAAAUUUAGGCCUCACAUAAGCAUUACACCAUAUCAUGCAAAUGUCAAGGGCCCUGAUUUCGAUGUAGACUUCUUCAAACAAUUUAAUGUUGUUUUGAAUGGACUGGACAAUUUAGAUGCAAGGCGACACGUAAAUCGACUAUGCUUGGCCGCUGAAGUUCCUUUGGUUGAAAGUGGGACCACUGGGUUCCUUGGACAGGUCACGGUGCAUAUUAAGGGGAAAACAGAGUGCUAUGAGUGCCAACCUAAACCUGCCCCUAAAACAUAUCCUGUGUGUACCAUUACAAGUACUCCAUCAAAGUUUGUUCACUGCAUUGUAUGGGCAAAGGACCUUCUCUUCGCAAAGUUGUUCGGUGAUAAGAAUCAGGAGAAUGAUUUAAAUGUUCGUUCUGGUGAUGCUGCUAGCUCAUCAGACCAUGUAGAAGAUGUAUUUGAACGCAAAAAUGAUGAAGACAUUGAGCAGUAUGGGAGGAGAAUAUAUGACCAUGUAUUUGGUUACAACAUUGGGAUAGCUUUGUCUAAUGAGGAGACAUGGAAAAACCGGAAUAGACCGAAGCCUAUAUACUAUAGGGAUAUCUUUGAUAAUGAGCCAACUCAACAGAAUGGAAAUGUAGAUAGAAAUUGUGCAACCAACGAUCCAUCUUCGGUGUCUGCUAUGGCAUCUGUAGGCAUGAAAAAUCCACAAGAUGUAUGGAGUCUGAAGGAAAAUUCAAGAAUAUUUCUAGAGGCUUUGAAGCUUUUCUUUAUGAAAAGAGAAAAGGAAAUUGGGAAUCUGACAUUCGAUAAGGACGAUCAACUAGCUGUGGAAUUUGUUACAGCUGCUGCAAAUAUUCGAGCAUCUUCUUUUGGGAUCGCUUUGCAUAAUCUUUUUGAAGCUAAAGGUAUUGCGGGAAACAUUGUUCACGCUGUUGCAACAACUAAUGCAAUUAUUGCUGGGUUGAUUGUUAUUGAGGCAAUCAAGGUGCUAAAAAAUGAUACGAAGAGUUAUAGGUUUUCUCCAUAUUGUUUGAAAUCUUUGUGCAGGAUGACAUAUUGUCUGGAACAUCCAUCGAAAAAGAUGCUACUCAUGCCAGUGGAACCAUUUGAACCUAACAAGUCUUGUUAUGUUUGUUCUGAGACACCUCUGUCACUCGAGAUAAAUACCAAUCGUGCAAAGUUGAGGGAUAUUAUUGAAAAAGUCGUAAAGUCAAAGCUGGGGAUGAGCUCGCCAUCUAUCAUGCAUGGGACAGAGAUUCUCUAUGAAACUGGUGAUGAUCUUGACGAAGACUUGCUUGCGUCGUAUGCUGCAAAGGCUGAUAAGGUGCUGUCUGAGCUUAAUUGUCCAGUUGUUGGUGGGACAAUGCUGACGGUUAAUGAUCUUUAUCAAGAACUGCGUUGCAAUAUCAACAUAAAGCACAGAGAGGAAUUCGACGAGGAGAAGGAACCUGAUGGAAUAGUUCUUUCUGGAUGGACUCAAGCACCUUCUUCAGUGGAGAACAAUGGUACCAAGUCUGUUGACAAUGCUGGAAGCACAUCAGAAGGAUCAACAAUGGAGGCUGAAAAGAACGAUGAGAUAGAAAUUGUUCCAGGAAAGAAGAGAAAACUUUCCGAGGUUUCCGAGGAUGUCAUUCCAAGCAAUGCAGAAGAAACAAAGGGCAAAGAGAAACUCGAAGUUCUUAAUGGUGACGACGACGACGAUCUUGUCAUGCUUGACGACGGGGAUUCAGGUGCCGACAAGAAGAUACGCUAUCAAUAGUUUGAGCUUCGUUCCUAAUUUUGUACAAUUAGGGAGGAACACUGAUUCUUUUGGUGCUCAUAAUUGUUCUCAAUAGGCCUUGUUUUGUAGUUUUUGCUCGAGUUAGGGGAGAAGAAAAAAAAAGGAACAAUUAAUUGGCGUCUCCAUUUCCGUUUUGUUGUCGUCAGUGUAACAAAAAUGUGCAUCCUUCCUAGCUCAAUUAACAUAGAGGGGGCAGUAGCAUAACUGUAGAAAUACCAGAACUUUUGGAAAUGGACUUGAAAUCAGAUCUGUGUUGGAAUGACCACAUAAACCUCUUUAUCUGUGCACUGGGAGGCAGCUUUUUACAUAUUGCAUGACUAUAGUCAUUUCUUUAA
Messenger RNA from Morus notabilis, 2559 nucleotides. RefSeq names its product SUMO-activating enzyme subunit 2. The record is from RefSeq and is a predicted model, not a curated record. Gene Ontology annotation, molecular function: SUMO activating enzyme activity. The transcript has 11 exons. Bases 242 to 2203 code for a protein of 653 amino acids. NCBI's taxonomy places the organism in Eukaryota, Viridiplantae, Streptophyta, Magnoliopsida, Rosales, Moraceae. Gene Ontology annotation, biological process: protein sumoylation. Gene Ontology annotation, cellular component: cytoplasm; SUMO activating enzyme complex.